AAAAAAAUAUGGGUGCAGGAAUAGGCAGCCAAAAAACAAUUCCAAAGAAAACCCUAGAGCUGUCACCCAUCACCCCUCACGAAGAGACUCGCAGAGAGGCCUGGGUCGAGGCCACUACCACCGGGUACGUUGAUGCCGCUAAUAGACGCGCCGCCGAGAGAGGUGCUGCCGUGGUGGUUUGUCUGCUUAUUCUCCCUCACCAGUGGGAGGGAUUGAAUCGCAAGGCCGCGGGAGAAGCGCCGCCGCGUGCCCACUCAUUUUUCUAUAGCUAUAGUGAUCAACAACAAUGGCGGGGAAACUGGCAAAGGCAGCUUAUGAUGCAAAGAUGUUGAAGCUUCUAAGAGAGUACAGUCAGGUGUUGGUGGUUUCAUCUGACAAUGUAGGUUCAAACCAGCUUCAGGGCAUACGGAGGGGACUCCAUGCUGAUUCAGUUGUGGUGAUGGGAAAUAACUCCCUCAUGAAACGCUCUAUCAUCUUGGAUGCCCAGAAGACUGGCAACAAGGCCUUCCUUAACCUUGUCCCCCUUCUUGUGGGAAAUGUGGCAUUAAUUUUCACCAAAGGUGACAUAAGGGAGGUCAGCGAACAGAUUGCCAAGUACAAGGUUGUUCAACCUAUUCUAAUGUGCCCCAAGUAUAUGUCACAUGACACAUACCACAAUUGUUCCUAUAUGCAAUCUGGACAGUUACCUUUGGGCCUCACAUGUUGUAAUCAGCAGCAGUCUUCGCAGGUUUCUGAGCCUUUUCUUGUAUGCUCAAAAUUUCAGCCACACCAACAUUGUUUCAUGAUGAGAUCAAGGCAGUUCUUGAUGACAAGUAUAUGGUCUCCUCUUCUCCUUUUGGCUGGCAACUUGUGAGAUCGAAGUAUUUUGAUUUGGAUCACAUGGUUUGUAUUACUAUGAUUUUUACCAGGGUUCAAUUUGAUAACUGAGAUUUCUGGUACGUAGAUUUUUAGUUCACCCAGAAAUUUUAUCAUCUUUUUGAAUAAGAAUAUGACAACAUAUUUGUUAUCUUCAUGCUAAUUAAUUUAUCUUGUAAGUACAGCUUCUUGUGAUGGUCGAUAAGCGUCACUAAUUAACAUAUUUGAUUUUUAUUAUGUUGAUUUCUCAGAA
Molecule: messenger RNA, 1108 nt
Organism: Vigna unguiculata (cowpea)
Lineage: Eukaryota; Viridiplantae; Streptophyta; Magnoliopsida; Fabales; Fabaceae
Product: large ribosomal subunit protein uL10-like
Biological process (GO): ribosomal large subunit assembly; cytoplasmic translation
Cellular component (GO): cytosolic large ribosomal subunit
Molecular function (GO): large ribosomal subunit rRNA binding; structural constituent of ribosome
Source: RefSeq, a predicted model, not a curated record